AUGGGCCACAACCAUCAUAUUUUGGACUUGUUAUGCACAGAUGAUGACCUUCUCAUUCAGUACAACAAGCAUCCACCAUCGGAAGCUUUCAAAUCCCCGCUGCCUUCCCACCAUUAUGAAUCUAUGAUCACUCUGGCUUUCAAUGACCGUGUCAUCAUACCUCUCUGGAAGAAAUGGAACGGCCAACCAGGUUUCACCCAUCUACAGAGAAUGGCAAUUGGGCUUGUGCUAUCAACUGUUGGGAUGGGAGCAGCAGCACUAUGUGAGAGGAAGAGGUUAGCAGUGGCUAAAGCCAAUGGUGGAUCAAAUCCUCUGCAUAUUAGUGUUUUCUUCUUGCUCCCACAGUUCAUUCUGGUGGGUUCUGCUAAUGCUUUUGUAUACAAUGGCCAGCUCAAUUUCUUCAUAACCGAAUCGCCUAAAGGAAUGAAAACUAUGAGCACAGGCCUCUUCGUCAGCUCAUUGUCCUUUGGUUUCUUCUUUAGCAGCCUCUUGGUAUCGAUUGUGAAUAAGGUGACAGGAGGCAAAGAUGGAUGGCUUGCGAGCAGUAUAAACAAUGGCAGGCUUGACACCUACUUCUGCUGCUAA
This is a messenger RNA of Prunus avium (sweet cherry), 585 nucleotides long. The record is from RefSeq and is a predicted model, not a curated record. NCBI's taxonomy places the organism in Eukaryota, Viridiplantae, Streptophyta, Magnoliopsida, Rosales, Rosaceae.